GACACUGAUGUUUUGUGGCUAAGGAACCCGUUCUCAAGACUAAGCAAGAACGAAACUGAGGAUUUACAAAUAAGCACAGAUAAUUUCUAUGGAGAUCCAUGGAACGAAAAACAUCCAAUCAACACUGGCUUCUACCACAUCAGAUCGAACAACAAGACCAUUGCACUGUUUGAUAGAUGGUACACCAUGAAGGACAAUGCCACGGGACAAAAAGAGCAGGAUGUCCUAUUCGACCUAAUCCGAGGGGGGAUCAUUGGGCAGCUGGGACUUAGGGUUAGGUUCUUGGACACCCUUUAUUUCAGUGGCUUUUGCCAAGAUAGCAAGGACUUUGGGGCAGUGACCACUGUCCAUGCCAACUGUUGUCGGAGCAUCGUGGCCAAGGUUAAUGACUUGAAAGCUGUCCUCCAGGACUGGAAGCAGUUCAAGAAGACCAUGGCCCAGAAAACAACUGCCGGUCUAGCAGCAGAUGGUUUCCAAUGGUCACGCCACUGGGGAUGCAAGAAGUCAUGGAAAUCCUAAUAACAAUGGGAAAGCAACUCAUAAGGUCUAAAGAGAGACAUUAAUCAUAUAAGAAACAAAUAGUUUUUUUUCUGUUUCUUUCCAGGUGUAAGGGUAAUUUCGUUGGGCUAAUUUCGUUGAAUACAUCUUAGGUUAUUGCUUCUUCUUUUCU
Molecule: messenger RNA, 670 nt
Organism: Prunus avium (sweet cherry)
Lineage: Eukaryota; Viridiplantae; Streptophyta; Magnoliopsida; Rosales; Rosaceae
Source: RefSeq, a predicted model, not a curated record